This is a messenger RNA of Passer montanus (Eurasian tree sparrow), 12428 nucleotides long. RefSeq names its product microtubule associated protein 4 (gene MAP4). The coding region runs from base 196 to 7962 and encodes 2588 amino acids. The record is from RefSeq and is a predicted model, not a curated record. Gene Ontology annotation, molecular function: microtubule binding. Gene Ontology annotation, biological process: neuron projection development; microtubule cytoskeleton organization. Gene Ontology annotation, cellular component: neuron projection. Lineage: Eukaryota; Metazoa; Chordata; Aves; Passeriformes; Passeridae. The transcript has 25 exons.
CAGCAGGGUAGUGCGCUCGGCGCGCGGCCAGCGCGGCUCCCCUCCCCGCUCCUCCUCCCGCCGGGCCCGCAGGGGACAGCGACACUCGCCAGGCGCCUCCGUCCCGGCGCUGCCCCGCGCCCCCGCCGCUCGAUAAGCAGCUCCUGAGGACUGAAGUACCUGCCCAGGGAACACCUGCUCCUGAGGUGCUCAGGCAUGGCUGACCUGGACCACUCCCUGAGCCUGGCCGACGCUCUGACGGAGCCGCCGCCCGACGUGGAGCCCGAGGUGAAGAGGGACUUCAUUGCCACGCUGGAGGCUGAGAAGUUUGAUGACGUGGUGGGGGAGACUGUGGACAAGACAGACUACGUGCCCCUGCUGGAUGAUGAGGACGAGGCCAGGCCUGGCAGCCAGGAGCCCAAGAGCAAAGGCCACGUGGACGGGAUUGCCGUGGAAAAUUCCUCAGCCUCGGGGCCCACGGUGGUGGAGAACGGUGACCACGGGCUGCAGGACCACCACACAGUAUUCCCAGGAGAAAUCAUGGAUGAGAAGAUGUCCUACAAAGAGUUCCUGGAUCGCAACGACUCCUGGUCAGCAGAGGAGAGGGACCUGUGCUUCAAACCCAUGGACGUGGCUGACCCCUUCAGCCUGCACAGAGGGGACAACCUGCCGGAGCUGUCCUUCCCCACGGACAUGAAGAACGCGCCGCUGUUCCCAGGCCAUGCUGAUGCUGCCAGGGACAUCCUCGCUCCACAUGGAUCCAUGAUGGCACCUGAACAACCUUUCCUGGGGUCCCUGUAUUCCCCUGCAGAGGCUCUGGACCCGUCAGCCUUCAUCGGCCUCGAGUCAGGCACAGAAUUCCUGCCAGGAAAAGCAGUCCCUGAAGAAUACUGGAUGGGAGCUCAGCAGGACAUGAAGGGACCAGAUACCUCUUUCUUUGUUGAACCACCAGUGCCCCCUGCAGCCACAGAAGCCAUCAGGACGAGCCUGCCCGAGAGCCCCACGGCAGCAGCAGCCCCUGGGAACGUUCCUGCUGCAGCCCCAGCACUGCCAGCAGAGGCUGCAGCCCCCGAGGGACCAAAGGCUGCAGCUGCAGGUGCAGCCUCUGUUCCCGCCACCGACGCCGCGUCCCUUCCCGCAGAGAAAGCUGGAGCUGUCCCUGCUGGGGACACCAAACCUCCCCAAAGCCCUGCAGCAGCAGCAGCCAGCCCUUUCCAGGCCACGGAUGGGGGCUUUUCUCCUGCACCUGAAGGCAGCCUUCCCAAAGGUGUCAAUGACAUGUCCACCCCGGGGACAGAGCUCGGCUUCGCCCCGGCAGCAGAUGCUGGAUCCCACCAUGGGGUGGAUCUGGGCUUUGCUCCAGCAGCAGGCGUGGAGUCCCACCAGGCCAUGGAUUUGGGAUUUGCCCCAGCAGCAGGUGUGGAGUCUCACCAAGCCAUGGAUUUUGGAUUUUCCCCAGCAGCAGAUGUGGAGUCCCACCAGAACAUGGAUUUGGGGUUUGCUCCAGCAGCAGGUGUGGAAUCUCACCAGACCAUGGAUUUGGGAUUUGCUCCAGCAGCAGAUGUGGAAUGUCACCAGAACAUGGAUUUGGGAUUUGCUCCAGCAGCAGGUGUGGAGUCCCACCAGACCAUGGAUUUGGGGUUUGCCCCGGCAGCAGAUGCAGAACCUCACCAUACCUUGGAUUUGGGAUUUGCUCCAGCAGCAGAGAACAAAGCUCAGCAGAUUAUGGGCUCUGAAUUUGGCCCUGCAGCAGAAGUCAACCAUCACCAUGGCCUGGAUUCUGGGUUUGCUCCUGCAGCUCCAGCCAAGCCUGUCCCUGCUGUGGAUGGAGGGAAGGUGGAGGCUCAGCCUGGCCCUGCAGCUGCCCCCAGCAUUGCUGUGUCUGGGGAGCUGCUGACAUCUGAGGCUGCCCUGCAGCAGGACAAGUCUCCUGCAGAAGCAACAGCAAAGGUGGAGGCGGAAUCCAAAGUCCCAGAAGUUGCUGUGGAUCACUCAGAGGAGGUGAAGGACAGGAAACCUCCCCCGAGCCCCCGGGAGGAGGAAAUUCCCGGGAAAAGCAAGCAGCCCCCGGAGGCAGCAGCUGAAGCAAAAGGAGCACUAGAAAACAACAAAGACCUUCCAGAAAAAUCUGCUCCUGCUGAGAAUGGUGAGACGCAGAAGGAGGAGGCUGAGCACAACCACGUCCAACAUGCAGAACCUCAGGAAGGGAAAACCCUGCAGGAGCCCACAGGUCUUCCCACUGCACAAGUCAGGCAAGCUCCCAAAUCCAGGGACCGUGGGUUUGGCAGAGCAAAACCUGCCCCAGUGCCUCUCACAGAUGUGCCAGAGGAGCAUCCUGUAGGUGUCCCACAGCAGAAGAGUCCUGAGCCCAGAGCAGACCCCUGUUCCACACUGGAGCUUGGCUGUGCUGCUGGAGCAUCCCCUCGCUUUAGGGCUCCUCACAAAAAGGCCACCAAUGUCCCCACGGAGCCUGUGGAGAGCUGCAGAGAUCCCCCCCAGGAAAACUGGGAUUUGGAAGGUGCCAUGGUGAAGAAAAAGAAAAAGAAACCAAAACAAAGGAGAAACCAGCUGCCAAGAGGGAUGGAGUUCUGGGAUGAGAAUGGAACAGCCUCCAGAGGUGCCAGGAGUGCUCCCUUUGGGGUGGAGUGGCAGAACCCAGCCGUGUGUCCCAGAACACCCCCAGGAAGCAGAGCUCUGGAUGUGCCACAGGAUGCUAAAGUAACAGCUGGGAGUCACAUCCUGGAGGAGCACACGGCCUUCCCUGGGCCAGCCCCAGGACUGCAGGGCCCAAAAGCCAGCCCCAGGGAGGAGAUGGAGCCAGAGGGAAGGAGAGGUGACAGCUGGAUGCUGGGAUCUAAGGGCAAAAGCAGAGAGGUUCCCUCAGAGCAGGAGGUGCAGGAACCUGCUGCAGCCAAGGGACCCAACAAGGCCAUGGAAAGAGAUUUCCCCAGGAAAAAUGAGAAGAGGGAGGACAAGGAGUCAAAAGGUGCCGAGCUGAAGGUCAAUCUGAGCAAGGCAGGAACUCCCUUACAGACCAGCCCUUCAGAGCUGCCCCUGUCCCAUAAAAACAAGGAGCCCAAAACUCCAUCUCCAGGGCAGGAAGCACCCAGUGACUGUGUCCAGCCUUCCCUGGAAACAGCAGCCAAGAAAAACUGGGAGAAAAGCAAAGGGCUUGGAAGGGAACCCCUCAAACAGCCUCAGCUGGAGGCUGUAGCCGUGGGGGACAAGCUCCCUGCAGAGCCAAAGGCUGCUGGAGAAAGUGAAAGAGGGUCAGGGGGAGGAGUGAGGAGCCCAAGAGAUGCUCCUGGAGCUCCUGUUGCAGCUCCACCAGAACCUGGGGAGGUUCCAGCUGGGCAGGGCAGGGCCCAGGGUGUCCCUGGUGAGGCAGGGGGCAGGGGGGUGGCAGCAGACCCAAAGCAAGGGAGAGGAGGGCCUGGCUGUGAGCAGCAGGCUGGGCCAGACCCCAGCCUGGCACAGGGCACAGACAGGCCCAAGAAAAAACGCAGUGAGGGGAGAGGCAAAAGGAUGAAAAGCUGCUCAGAGCAGAUGCUCUCAGAGGAUGGAGGCAAAUCCUCUGCUGGAGGGAGGACAGAUGAGGCUGGGAAGGAAGCAGUUUGUCCUGCAAAUGGCCAGGGUGUUCCUGCCAGAGGACACCCAUCAGGUGUGGCUGCACAGGCCUGCCCUGCAGACAAGCCCAAAAAAAGAGGCAGUGAUGGAAGGAGCAAAAAGGGGGAAAGGAGCUUUUUCCAGCAGCCUGUCCUUGAGGAUAAGAUGGACUCAGGGAGUUUUGCUGAGGGAGCUGAUAAGGUGAAGGAGGGCAGUGAGCAGGGCUGUGUCCCUGCUGGGGGCUUGCAGGAAGAUGCAGCUAAAAUGCAAAGGCCAAUUGAGCUGGGACCGGAGAAACCAAAAGAAAAUGCUGGGAAAGGUGAAACAGCUGAUUUGGGAGCUUUAGACCAAGCUUUGCUGCUGGAGAAGAGCAGAGAGGAAGCCAAAACUCCUGCUCUGGCUGCCACCAUCAGCCCCACAGAGCAGGUGGGUUUGGCUGGGAAAGGCAGGGAGGCUGGAGCUGCUGGGCUCAGCUCGGAUGUGCCAGUGCUGGCAGAGAAAGCCAGGAAGAGGAGCAGUGAUGGCAGAAGGAAACAGCCUGAGAAAAGCCCCUCUGGGCAGGCAGCUGUCCUGGGGGCUGGGGGGGAAGGCAGGCAGGAGCAGGUGGCUGGAGGCAGGAAGGAAAUGAGCUUGGCUCAGGAGAAGGGGUCUGGUUUGCAAAGAGAGAGGCUGGAGGAGGAGCUGGGCAAGCCCAAAACCCAGGGUGGCACUGGGAGCUUCUCUGAGCAGCCAAAUCUUUCAGACCAUAAAACAGAGCCAGAAAUAGGGAAAGGAAACUUGGAAACUAAAGGAACUGUGAAUAAAGGGAAGGAAGCAGAUAAAUCCCCAGAGCACAGGGCAGGGAUGCACAGUCCCACCAGGGAACUGGGUAUGGACAAACCCAAGGGUAAAAGCAGAGAUGGGAAAGGCAAAAAGGCUGAGCACAGUCCUGAGCUGCAGCCAGGUGACAUCUCUGCAGUGGGACGUGUUCAACAAACUCAGUCUGAGGAGAGCAAAGAGAAUUCCAGGGCUCCAGAGGUGCUGCUGGGUCACCUGCCUGAUCCUGCCAAGGUACAAGCCCCUGCUUUGCCCCUGGAGCCAGGGAAGUCACACACAGGUGCUGAAGAGAAGCACAGAAAGGGGGAGCCUGACCCACAGCAGCCUCUUCUGCUGGAGCAUAAAGCAGGAGCAGGGCUGCUCCCUGCUGCUGGCCUGGAGAUCGGGGACAAACCUGAGGCAGGAGGUGCCAGUCCUUGCAGCAGGAAUAAAAAUCCUAUUGCAGAGCAUCCAGCAGUGUCAGAUCCCAGCCUGGCCCCAGUCCCUGAGAGAUCUAAAAAGAGGGGCCAUGAUGGAAGCAGUAAAAAGGCUAAAAAUGCCUCCAGGCAGCCUGUUCCUCUGGAGGCAAAAGCAGACAGGAGUGAAGCACAGCCUGCCGUGGGAGCUGGGCUGGAAUGUGGGGUGGAAGACACAGAUCUUGUAGAUGAAAACAGAAACAUUAAAAACUUUCCCACUGGCCCUCAAAGUCUUGGGAAUAAUAAAGGGAGUGACUUCAAAUCCAUGUGUCAGACCCCAGCAAGUGGCCCUGGGGAUGGGGGUGAUGCUCCCUGUGGCCUCCCAAAGCAGGGAGGGGGGGGUGCAGGGACUGGGGGCCUUCCUCCUCCUCCUCCUCUGGAAGCAGUGGCAGAGAAAAGCAGCAAAGAGCCUGCACUUGGUGCUAAGAAGGAGAUGCAGACCCAGAGAUCUCGUGAGCAGCCCAAAGAACGUGGAAAAGAGGUUUCCCAAAAAGGUGGGGAGAGCAGAGAGGCUGCUUCCCAGGGUGGCCAGCCCGAGGACAAAAAUCACCUUUGUCCCAUAGCAAAGGUGGAUGAUAAAGAAAUAAAACCCUCUGAUACAAAGCACAACACUGCCAAGGCUCCCUCAGAGCUUCCUCACGAGGCCCCAGAUCCAAAACACAGAGCAGAGAAGGGCUCAGGGAGGUCCCCAGCCCCUGCAGGGACACCUGGCAGCACAGGGAGCAUUUCCCCAGCCCCUGCAGGGACACCUGGCAGCACAGGGAGCAUUUCCACAGCCCCUGCAGGGACACCUGGCAGCACAGGGAGCAUUUCCCCAGCCCCUGCAGGCAAGGCUGGAGGGGCUGAGCAGGGCAGGGACACGAGGAACGAGCAGAGCUCACCCCAACAGCAGGGCACUGAGCCUGAGACUGCCCAAACUACCCAAAACCAGCCCAGAGAGAACAAAAAAGGUCCCUGCCAGCCUGCAGAGGAGGGCCCUGCUCUCCUGAAGGAUGGUGCUCCUCCUGUUGGGGAGGUUCUCCUGAAGGACACUCCAGUGUCAAAGUCUGAGGGGGAUAAACCUCAAGAGAAAACCAAGGAAAAGGAUUCUCAAGCCAAAACCAAAGAAAAGGAGUCUCAGGACACAAAUAAAGCAAGAGAAACUCAAGAUACAACUAGAGAAUCUCAAGACACAACCAAAGAGAAGGAAUCUCAAGAAGUAACUAAAGAAAAGGAGUCUCAGGACACAAUUAAACAAAAGGAAUCUCGAGAAGUAACUAAAGAAAAAGAAUCUCAAGACACAGCCAAAGAGAAGGAAUCUCAGGACACAACUAAAGAGAAGGAAUCUCAAGAAAUAACUAAAAAAGAAUCUCAGGACACAGCCAAAGAGAAGGAAUCUCAGGACACAACUAAAGAGAAGGAAUCUCAAGAAAUAACUAAAAAAGAAUCUCAAGACACAGCCAAAGAGAAGGAACCUCAGGACACAACUAAAGAGAAGGAACCUCGAGCCCCAGCUAAAGAGACAGAAGAAGAACGUGAGCAGAAAGUGGUGAAAGAGGCAAAGAAAGAGAGAGUGAAGGCAGCAGAGCAGCUCAAGGGCUACAUGAGACCCACCAAGGCCCGAGGGGUGCCAGCCCUGGUGCCAGCCCUGGCGGGCAGAGCCGCGCCCCGGCGGCUGGACAGAGCCAAGGCAGAGGAGGCCAAGGCAGCCGAGGCCGUGAGUGGGAACGACAUCACAGCUCCUCCCAACAAGGAGCUGCCCCCCAGCCCCGAGAAGAAGAGCAAGGCUGCUGCAUCCUCCUCCACUGCCAAGGCGGCGGCAGCGAGAGCCAAGCCCUCGGCCAGCAGCAGCCCCAAGCGGCCCAGCUCGGCCGCCCCGGGCACAAACAAAAAGCCCACGAGCCCCAGUGCAGCUCCUGCUCCAGGCACCACCUCCAAACGCCCCGGCACCAGCAGCACCCGUCCCUCCACCCUCACUCCAAAAGAGACUAAACCAAAGGUCGCGGAUGCGAAGCCCGCGGAGAAGAGAACCUCCCUGUCCAAGCCUGCCUCCUCCACGGCUCCCAAAACCCCUUCCAGGAGCUCCUCUGCUGCUCCCCGGACCACGGCGCCGUCGCCGGUGACGGCAGCGGCCGCUGCCAAAACCACGGCGGCCACUCCUCCCAAGAGGCCGACGUCCAUCAAGACAGACACAAAGCCGGCAGAUGCCAAGAAACCCCCUGCAAAGUCUCCCUCAGCAGAUGCCAGCCGCCCCAAGAGCGCUCCCGGCAGUGUCACCAAGAGCAGCGCCACCACUCCUUCCACCACGGCCUCCAGCGUGCCCGCCGCGGCCACCAGCCGGCCCAAGCCCAAAGGCACGGCCCCCAAGGCCGCCGUGGCCUCCACGGUGUCGGCAGACGCCAAGAAAGCGCCGGGCAAGGCCGUGGGCAGCAGAGGCAGCGCCGCAGCCGCGCCGCGAGCGCCGCGCCCGGCCAGCGCCGCCGGGCCCGACCUGCGCAACGUGCGCUCCAAGAUCGGCUCCACCGACAACAUCAAGCACCAGCCCGGCGGGGGAAAGGGGAAGGUAGAGAAAAGGCCAGAGUCAGCCGCCGCCGCGCCCAGCUCUGAGCCCAGCGCGGGCACUAAAGUGGCUCCCAAAGUGGCAGCAAAAGAGGGGGUCCCCAAACAGCCCAAUGGGAAAGUCCAGAUAGUCUCCAAAAAAGCGAACUACAGCCAUGUUCAGUCCAAGUGUGGUUCCAAGGACAAUAUUAAGCAUGUCCCUGGAGGUGGGAAUGUGCAGAUCCAGAACAAGAAAGUCGACCUUUCCAAAGUGUCCUCCAAGUGUGGAUCUAAAGCAAAUAUCAAGCAUAAGCCAGGGGGAGGAGACGUCAAAAUCGAGAACCAGAAGCUGAACUUCAAGGAGAAGGCCCAGGCCAAAGUGGGAUCUCUGGACAACGUGGGACACUCGCCGGCCGGAGGAGCCGUCAAGGCGGAGGGCGGCGCGGAGCCGGCGCAGCCGCCGCCGAACGGAGCGGGGCCGGGCCCGGCGCUGCGGGAGAACGGCGUGGGGCCGGGCCUGGCCGCCCUCAGCAGCGCCGACCAAAGGGAAAUGCAGAGCCUGGACACCCACAUCCAAGAAACAAAUUGAGUCUCACAAGCUGACGUUCCGUGCGAAGGCCAAGGCUGGAACGGACCACGGAGCGAAAUCGUCGUCUCCAAACCCCCCACCCUUUCCAGCAGCACCUGCCCCCGGCGUAGCACCUCCGCCAGGACAGCCUGGGCUCCGUCGCCUCCCCGUCACCGCUGCCGCCCAGCAAGGCUUGUGACCCCCGGCCCUCUCCACGCCCCGGGGCCCCCAGCUUGGCUCUCUUAACCCGGCUCUGCCUCUAGGUGGGAAGGGGACGAUGUUCUUGGGCCGCCCGGGCUGGGGUCCCUCGGCGGCCGGGCCGGGCAGGGCUCCCCUCCAUCCUCCCUCCCUCCCUCCAUCCCUCCCUCCUCCCUCUCCGUGCCCUCCCGCUGGCCCGGGGACUCUCGAGGGUCGCUGUGUCGGGGCCGGAGCAGAGCAGAGCCCUGGGCGGGCGAGGCCAGGCCGAGUUAACAGGGAUAAGCUGUGAUCUUUCUUUCUGUCUCUUUUUUUAACCCCUUCCCUCCUCGCCGCUUCAGUUUCUGCCGCCUGUGGGAUGCUGAUAAAUCCCCUCCACACUCGUUAGGCUGUUUUAACUGUUGACUUGAACCUUUUAUUCUUUGUGACGAAGUGUUGAUGAUUUAUCGUGUUCGAACCCGUGCUAAGUUUCCUUUUCUCUUUCCUUCUUUCCCGACCCGUAGGAGAGUAGGGACAUUUAACCGCUGCUGCCGUGCUGGCUUCUUACUGACAUAUCCAGCCGUUGUAACUUCUUUGUUGUUGUUUGGGGUUUUUUCUUUUAAUAUUUUAAAACGAUGGAGCGAGUUCAUGGGAUUAAGCCAUGUCCGGAACGAAAGGCACAGGAAUGUGUAGAGGGCAGACUUGCUGUGAGAGCUCAGGUGGAGCCUGUGUUGACCUCGAGAUGUGUAAUUGAUGCUCGAGAUGUGUUAAUUGAUGCUCGAGAUGUGUUAAUUGACGCUCGGAGCCCUCCCGGGUGCCUUCUGCCAAGGUGGAUUAUUUAUUAACGGCACGGCCGAGCCCUGGGGUUUGUCCCGUUUCUCCAGGGCCGAGGCUGGAGGGAGCAGGAGGCAGGGCAGGAGUUCCGAGGCUGCAGCAGGUCCGUGGGGGUGUGUGGGGGUGUGUGGUUCUUGGGGUGAUGGAGGGGGACCCGAGCGAGCGCCGGGAUGAGCAGGGCCUGCGGGAGCAGGGCAGGGCAGCGCUCAGCCGGGGCCUCGGCGGGGCAGCAGGGCAGGGCUGGUGCCAGGAAGGAGAUCUAACCACGCUUGGAGCUCCUCGUCUCAAAUGACACUAAAGAAACCAAGUGUAAAUAAAUUCAAACAAAAGAAAAGAAAAGUGUUCUUGGGUGGUCAAACUAAUUUAAAGAGGAAAAAAAAAAAAGGCAAGCAGAAUAACAAAACACUGGGAUCAAAGAGAACUGAACCAGGCGUGUGCUAAGGGGGGCUGCUCCAGGAGGGGACAGAGGGAAGCCUGCAGCUUCUCAUGCUUGUGGGAGUAUUUCUUUGGGAAGCCAACAACGACACGAUAACCCAGAAUCUGUAUUUACACACAAAGAUUCUUAUUGCACUUGUAUUUUUUAUAUUAAAGUUUGCAUGGUUUCUAAUAAAAUGGCAUUAAAAUGUACUAGUUUGCAUCAAAGUCGUCUGGUAGUUUCAUAAGUGCUUUUUCAUCUGAUUACAAAUUUAAACGAUGCAGAUUUGCACCUGAAAGGGGCGGUUAUAUAUACCCAGAGACCUCCCAGUGCUUCCCUUCCUCUUCCUCCUCCUCCUCCUCCUCCUUCUCCUCCUCCUCCUCCCCACCUUCCACUCCCCUCCGCAUCGCUGUGGUCCCAGCCGGGUGCCGUGGCUCCUGCCCUCCCUGUGUGUCCCCGGUGUCCCGGAGCAGCCGCCGGCCGUGGCUGGAGGAGGAGCCGGAGCCGCCCCGCUGCCCAGCCCUGUCCGUCCCCUGAGCCGGUAUAUAUCACUGCCCUCCCGUGACGCUUCCUUCUUGCUUCACUGCUAAAUUCUACACACCAGCUUCAGCUUGGCAGCCUUGCCUUUCGUUUGGUUGGGGUUUUUUUUCCAACAUGAACUGAGGGGAAAUCAGAAGGAGAGGAGAGGAGCAGGGUGAGCCCCUCCAGGGUGAGCCUGGAGCCUGGUUCCCAGGCUGGAGCCUCCUGGUUCCCGGCCUGGGAGCAGCCGGGGUGGCCUUGGCAGGGCUGGAGCCCAGCUCCAGGCUCACAGGCCAGGAGGGGCGCUGGGAGCAGAGUUUGUGUGCUGGGCUGGAGAUGUUCGUGGGCAACCAAAGAGGAGGUGGAGGCUGAGAUGUCGCGUUCCUCUUGCUGCGCGUCCUGGGGCACCCCAGGCCUCUGGUGGCCCGGGAUGUCCCAGGAUGAAAUUCCCGAGGUGUCCCGGGAUGGCAUUCCCUGGGUGCCCCAGGAUGAGAUUCCUGGGGUGACAUUCCUGGGGUGACAUUCCCAGGGUGGCCCCAGGAUGAGAUUCCUGGGGUGACAUUCCUGGGGUGACAUUCCCGGGGUGCCCAGGCGAGGUCCCGGCUCAGGGACUGCAGGAGGAAGGCAAGUGGCAACAUUGCACUUUAUCUUCUGAGAUUGCAAAAAUCAAACGAGCCCUGCCCCGCUGCACAGGGACAGUGACGUCACCUUGUCCCUGCACUGCUUUUUCCCGAUUUCCGAUGAUUUCCGAUGAUUUCCCGAGCCGGGCGGUGGCUGUGCGCGGUGCCCAGGCUGUCCCUGCCCAAACCCCGGCCCAGCUCAGCCCCCGGCCGUGCUUCUGUGCCACUUCUCUAACACUUGUUGUGCCUGUGUUUAGCUGACGAACUAAAUCCAGAUACACUAGUUUGCCGUGGUGUUUCUAGGACAGCUUCAGUUUUAAUACGGAUUUCUUUUUUAACUUUAUUUUGAGGAAGCGGCUGUACAUAUUGCUAGGCUGGGAAGGAGCCGUGUGUGGUGGGAAUGACUUCAGUUUCUUGUCUGGAGAGGUGGGAUGAGCUGGGUAGUGCUGAGACCUUAACGCUGCUGGGGAAGGGGCUGCGGCCGCCGGCGGCUCCAUGGAGGGCUGGAGGCAGCAAAUCCGGGGGGAAGCAGGAGCUGAGCUCUGAAGGAGAUGCAAGUUGAAUGUACACGGUCCUGUCCCGAGCUGGGGGUCCUGGCUUUGGCCGCACCGGGGGGCUCUGGCCGGGCAGGGGCCGGGCGGGCGCUGGUGGCUGGCUCCGGGCGGGAUUCGGCAAAGGCCUUGGCAGAGCUGCGGAGGGGCUGAGCUGCCCCGGGCUGGGGGAAGCAGCGGGGCUCCGUGCGAGCUCCAUCCCGCCGGGGCUGCGCUUCCCCGGCCGGCAGCAGCCGGAGCCCGGCGCCUGCCGGCAUAUCAGUGGCAUACCUGCACAGUUCUUUGGGCUUUUUGUACUGAUAAAUCAACAUUCGAGUAACCGAGUUCGUGGCUCGCGGCCGCGGCGCCCCAGGGCGCGGCUCCCACUCGGCUCCCGGCCGCAAACUGAAUGUAGUUUUUCUACGCUGCCCCCGCGCUGUCCCCGCGUAGUGUGCUGUGUGAGAGGGGCCCGGGACCCUCGCGUGUUCGUGUCUAGGCAGAAUUCCUGCUUUUCUUGGAGCUUGGUGUCGGUGGCGCUCUCGGGGUGACGCGGCUCGCCUGAGGGCAGCGCCGAGUCCCCGCUGAGGCCGAGCGGCCGUGGCGGAGCUCAGCGGCCUCCAGGCUUGGGGAAAUGUCCCCAGGGCCGAGCGGCUGUGGCUGGGACCCAGCACCUCCAGGCUCAGGGGAAAUGUCCCCAGGGCCUGGUGGCUCCGGGCGGCAGCGGCAGCGUGGACAGGGCUCUGAGGGGCUCCGGCUCUCCCUCCUCCCUCCCCGCCUGAGCCCAGCCCGGGCAGCGCUCGCCUUCCGCCCUCCUCGCACGGGUCCCGCCGGCCGAGGUGACACUCGAGGCCGCCCCGCAGCCCCCGCAGCCCCCGCUGUCCCUCCCGCAGAGCACCGAGCCAGCAGCGAGCGCAGUGAGCCGGGCUGGGGGCGUGCGGCCGGCCAGGAGCGCUCGGGGCAGCGCCCCGGGGGCGAUCCCGGCCCUCGGCUCCCUCCGCGGUCUCGGGAAGCCACUCAACCUCUCUGCCUCAGUUUCCCCAUCUGCAAAGGUGGGGAGGGAUUCAAUUUUACCUCACCGGGCUGUUGUGAGGCGCGAGCAGCGCGUGACGUGUUCUCUAAAUGUGACGUGUUGUUAUUAUUUUGUGUCAUAGGAUUAUUCCGCGGUGCCCGAGGAGGGGGGACUGCGCUGUCCCUGCGCCGAGGCGGGGCUGGGAGGGGAGGUCAGGGCUGGUGUGAGACAGCAGCUCCGGGGCCGGGGGAGCCCAGCGGGAACUUCUGCCUUUGUGUCUCCCCUCCCCGGGGGCUGUGAGAGCGUCGUCUCCUUAGCAACAUUUCCUGACUUGAUGUUGUGAUUCUUACUAUUGUAAAGGGUUGAAAUAAAGCUUCUAGAUGUUC